AUGGACCAGAUGCUCGCCUUUCUGUCCCCUCAAGGCCUUCCACUUUCGGACCUCAAUGACGAGGACUUACAGAACCUGGUGCCAUUGCUGUCUUGCCGGGUGACCGAAGAGGAAGCGGCGCUGAGCUUGCUGGAGGAUGAGGUCCUCCAUCUCCAGGAGCAGAUCGCCGAGAGUGCUGCCGAGAGAGCCCGCUAUGUGUCCAUCACUGCCCAGUUGGCCCCGCCACCACCUUCCUUCUGGGACCAUGAAGAGCAGCGGCCCAGGGGAGGACGGGACCCGCCACAGCAGGAGCCCAGCGGGCCCUGGGCCUCCAACCCCGAACACCCGGCUGGGGAGGAAAGCGAGGCGGCAGAGGGGCAGACAGAAAUGACCAUGGGCGCCGAGACGGAGACCACCCUGGCCUCCCUGAGGCAGCGAGAGGAGGCCCUGAGGCGAGAGAAGCAGCAGCUGUUGGAGCAUCUGGAGGUGGCCCAGGCCGCCCUGAGCCAGGCCCAGGGGGAUUGGCGGGCAGCCAAAGCGCAGCUGGCUCGUUUGGAGAAGGAACAAUAUGGAGCCACGCCCGGGGCAUCCGGGAGAAAGAGCGGGACGGAUCGGAAGCUGGACGCCCGGAUUAGGGAGCUGAAGAUUCUGGAAGCCCUCACCGAGAAGCAGUGA
Messenger RNA from Tachyglossus aculeatus (Australian echidna), 654 nucleotides. RefSeq lists its product as uncharacterized. The coding region runs from base 1 to 654 and encodes 217 amino acids. The transcript is spliced from 5 exons. NCBI's taxonomy places the organism in Eukaryota, Metazoa, Chordata, Mammalia, Monotremata, Tachyglossidae. The record is from RefSeq and is a predicted model, not a curated record.